UUUUCUUCAAUUUCACUGAAGAGUUUUCGUUGGAGCUCAAAACACAGGCACAAGUUAAUUCUACAGGUCAAGUUCAUUACUGCUCGCAUUUCAGACAUUCAUCGCCUCUGCACUGCUCGCUUCUUCGCUGCAUAAGAAAAUUUGUUCAGGAUGGCAAACCGACCUCAGAUCCGCACUAACAACUCAGCACUCAUUGCUAUGAUUGGUGAUGAGGAUACGGUUACUGGAUUUUUAAUGGCUGGAGUUGGCAACGUGGACUUGAGGAGAAAAACAAACUACCUUAUUGUGGAUUCAAAAACUACGGUGAAACAGAUUGAAGAUGCUUUUAAAGAGUUCACUACGAGAGAGGACAUUGCAAUAGUGUUGAUCAGCCAAUAUGUUGCGAACAUGAUAAGGUUUUUGGUUGAUGGUUAUAACACGCCGAUACCAGCCAUCCUGGAGAUUCCUUCAAAGGACCAUCCCUACGAUCCUGCACAGGAUUCUAUUCUUUCACGAGUGAAGUACCUCUUCUCUACCGAAUCUGUGGCAUCUGGACGACGUUGAACUUGAUGAUUCUUGUUUCUAAACUGCCCUUUUAGAGUUUAGACUCUACUCAUCUGCACCUGCAUUUAUUUAAAUUCAUUUUUGAGUAAUAAUUCCUUGUGCUGGUUGUUACUAUAUCUAUAUGUUUUGCCAGCAAACUGAAAAUUUGUAGCAUGGAGAUCAGAGUACCUAGGUCACCUGCUUGACAUUUUCCUUGUGGUUUACACUCACAGGAUGCAAUAAAAUGAUUUAUACCCCAGAAAGGGUAGAGAACAUCCA
Molecule: messenger RNA, 801 nt
Organism: Ipomoea nil (Japanese morning glory)
Lineage: Eukaryota; Viridiplantae; Streptophyta; Magnoliopsida; Solanales; Convolvulaceae
Product: V-type proton ATPase subunit F-like
Exons: 5
Coding region: 151-543 (130 amino acids)
Biological process (GO): proton transmembrane transport
Cellular component (GO): membrane; proton-transporting V-type ATPase, V1 domain
Molecular function (GO): proton-transporting ATPase activity, rotational mechanism
Source: RefSeq, a predicted model, not a curated record